UUGGACUCAAAGGCAAAUGGCGGGCGUCAAGUUGGGGAGAGACAUGCUUUUAAAGAGGGGGGCCUGCUUUCUGCUCGGGUUAAGCUUAUGUGGAAUUACGCAGCUGCAGCCAAGCGCAAGCUGGCAGUCUGCAGGCCGUGUACGGCGUCCAUCUAGACCCGACAUCACAUGUCCUUUCGGGCUGUGUGUGCUGUGUGUCCCAUGGACGGGUGCCUGGAUCUGGGCUCCAGCCUCCGGGUCGUCGCAAAGAAGCGUCGUCAGCGCGCAUAUGACAGGGCCAGUGACGAUCUUUGGAGGGGCGUGGGGGAAGCGCAAAGCCUGGCCUGCGUCUUCGAGUUGCCACCGGGGAGUACGCUGGUCCGGCCUGUCCAUAGAGUUGGCAUUUCAUGGAUGAUGCUUGGCUUGAGGCAGCCCAGAGUGAACGACACACCCGCACGUUUGGACCCUCUCAGUCAUCCAUGGAUGCGGCGAGAAUAGCUACGAUUAGGUACAGCAUUCUCGGCUGUGACUCGCAUCGGAUAGCAAAGCCGAGACCAAUAGAGCGACUCGGCCCAGUCUCUAGGGCGGAGAUACUUUGGAAAAGCAGAGGGAAAAGGAAAGGUGAUCCCAAGUUGCAUGGACGCAAAAACCACUGCGACGGAGAAGAUCCGAUGAAUGACGUCGACAGCUCGGCUUAGCACAGCCUCAUUCUUCCUUGGAGGCACACCUUUUUUUCAAGCUUGUCGAUUCGGAUAGCGAGACAUAAUCGUUUGCUUGGCUCGCAUGACGAAGCGUACGCGUAUGUAGUGAGAGGGACGCUUGUCUUCCAAUCAAGUACGACGAGGCCCGCCAAGUUGGUUCCAGGGAGGGAGAGAGGUGG
Molecule: messenger RNA, 859 nt
Organism: Colletotrichum navitas
Lineage: Eukaryota; Fungi; Ascomycota; Sordariomycetes; Glomerellales; Glomerellaceae
Exons: 1
Coding region: 17-394 (125 amino acids)
Source: RefSeq, a predicted model, not a curated record